GGAAAUUACCAUCGAAUUUGAAUGAUACCGAUAGAAAUGCCGGGUUUCUAGAAUUAGUUGAAGGCCAAAGUAUUAAUAAUGAUAAUGACCUAAUUGAAGUAGAGGAAGAUUUUGGUUCAGAAAUUAAAAGUCCAAGUAAGAAGAAUAAUCAGCAUGUUGCUGAGGAAGGAAAGAGAAUAAUAAAAAAGACAGAUGCGGUGCCGGACCAACAUUUUAAAGAAAUGAAACAAGAAAGUUUGCUGAGCAAAGCUUGGCCGCGGGCCAUAAGAAGACUAUUCGAAUAUGAUCAAAAAGAAUUUAUCACUAUUAGGGAGGAAAUUGAAUCACGUGUAGUUACUCUUUGGUUGGCGAAUAAUAGAGGAUGGAAGUUAGCAUUACAAGUGGUUGGAGGAAAUAACAAGAUGAUGCAAAAAUAUAAAGACCAAAUUGGAAUAUCACAAAUUAAAAGAAAGUAUAGGGAAGAGUUUACGUCUACUUCUUCAGAAUCGAAAUCGGAGGAAAGAAAGUCAGUUUCUUAUAAUAAAAAUAAGAAAAGAAGAAAUGGAUACUAUUCCUUUUGCAACAAAAGGCCGCAUGAAUCAAACGGAUUAUUGAAGUCAAUUAAAGAUCCUGACUCAAACAAGAUGAUUGACAACACUCAGAGGAUAGUGCAAACAAAAUUGAGCUUGAAAGAGGUUGAUGUAAAGCAAUUGGUAGUGGGAAGGAUUCAUCAAAUUUCAUCUUAG
This is a messenger RNA of Racocetra persica, 725 nucleotides long. Lineage: Eukaryota; Fungi; Glomeromycota; Glomeromycetes; Diversisporales; Gigasporaceae. The record is from the annotation of a GenBank genome assembly.